Prorocentrum cordatum is the source of this 321-nucleotide messenger RNA. The record is from the annotation of a GenBank genome assembly. NCBI's taxonomy places the organism in Eukaryota, Dinophyceae, Prorocentrales, Prorocentraceae.
AUGCAGAAGGAGCUGGACAACCUCGCCCAGAAGGCAGUGGAGACCUCCGAACAGGUAGCCGAGGCGAAGGAGCAGGUCGAGAGGUCCUUCCGAGACAAGACGAACACAGAGGGCCAGCUCCUGUGGGAGCAGGUUCAGCGGAACGAGGUGGCGAUAGAGCUCGGCGAUGUGCGGAACGCGAACGAGGAAAAGAUGGACCGGAUAGCCGAGGAGGAGGCAGCCACCGAGCGGCUCCGGGAGAGCCGCCCCGUGAUCGCCAAGGAGGUGAGAGCCCUCGGGGACAAGUAUGUCCAAGCGCAGCGCGACAAGGCCACGCUGCAG